GCGCGCCACCGGAGCUUGCUGCCACCCGUCUUCGGGCGCGCGGGCCACCUCGCCCCGGCGGCCCCCGAGUCGGCGCCGGGCAGCGCCCGGCCUCACCGCCGGGUGGCCCUGGCGGCGCCGGCCGGCUUCGACGACCUGCCCGGCCCGGCGCCGCCCGCGGGCCCCUGCCCGCCCGCGGCGCCGGGCAGCGCCAGGCGCUUCCGGCCAGCUGCGAGGGCGGGCCGGGCCGUUGCAGUGGAGGCCAGCCCGGGCGCGGCCGCCGAGCCGUGCUGGCCCGAGGAGGACAUCGGUGUGGGCUUCGGCGAGCCGCAGCCCUGGGACAUUGAGGUGGCGGCCCUGCUGGAGAGGCCCUC
Messenger RNA from Prorocentrum cordatum, 353 nucleotides. Lineage: Eukaryota; Dinophyceae; Prorocentrales; Prorocentraceae. The record is from the annotation of a GenBank genome assembly.